Molecule: messenger RNA, 694 nt
Organism: Harpegnathos saltator (Jerdon's jumping ant)
Lineage: Eukaryota; Metazoa; Arthropoda; Insecta; Hymenoptera; Formicidae
Product: ribosomal protein LP2
Exons: 4
Coding region: 200-547 (115 amino acids)
Biological process (GO): cytoplasmic translational elongation
Cellular component (GO): cytosolic large ribosomal subunit; ribosome
Molecular function (GO): structural constituent of ribosome
Source: RefSeq, a predicted model, not a curated record
UUUAAUUGUGCCACAUGUGGUACGAAUGUGCCAUGACUGGCAACGCUGGUGACGAUAGGACACAAAUCCUCGAUGUAGUUACCAUUUCAUCAUAAUACGUAAUCUUUCCGGUUCCUCUUUUCUAUCCCAGCUUGCCUGUAGCACUGUACGCUUUGUGCUGUUGAGCGUGAUUCACGUUUCGUGUCGCAAGACUUAAAGAAUGCGUUACGUGGCCGCUUAUGUACUGGCUGUUCUUGGGGGCAAAGCCUCACCAAGCCAGAAUGAUAUUGAGAAGAUCUUGUCAUCGGUUGGGAUUGAAACCGAUUCUGAAAAACUGAAGAAAGUAAUUUCAGAAUUAAAUGGAAAAUCUAUUGACGAGUUGAUUACUAAAGGCAGGGAAAAAUUAUCAUCCAUGCCAGUUGGUGGAGCAGCUGCUGCAGGUGCUGCAGCUGCUGCUCCUGCCAAUGGUGCAGCUGCUCCAGUAGAAGAGAAGAAAGAGGAGAAGAAACCCGCCAAAGAAGAAUCAGAAUCGGAAGAUGAUGAUAUGGGCUUUGGCUUAUUUGACUAGAGGUUUUUUUAUCUUGAAAUUAAACAACUUUAUUUCAGGACAGAAUAUGCUAUGUUCAGCAGUAAUAAGUAAAAUUUAAUAAAUUUUUGCAUUGUAUAAAUUGUUAAAUUUGUACCAUUGCUGAGGAAUAAAGCGUAUUUAACUGAA